This is a messenger RNA of Serendipita indica DSM 11827, 3885 nucleotides long. NCBI's taxonomy places the organism in Eukaryota, Fungi, Basidiomycota, Agaricomycetes, Sebacinales, Serendipitaceae. The record is from the annotation of a GenBank genome assembly.
AUGGAAUCCUAUUUGGCCAGCGAUCAAAUCCCGCUCAAGACCAUUUUAUUUACGAAAAUUCCAUUACUGGCCUACGCCUCGAAGGAUCUUAUCGCGCUCGUAGAUGCAUCGUCAUUGAAAUUGAUUGCGACUCUGGCUUUCUGGGAUGCAUUUCCAUCGACAUUUGGCACAGAGACGUACGUGCAGCACAUCGACGUCGAUACCGUCAACAAAUGGAUUAUCGCGAGUGCUGGUAUGCGAAUUGCUAUCUGGACACUCUCCAGCCUCGAAGAGAACACUUGGCGAGUCCAUUCAACCAUCUCUGCCCCCAAAGUCGUCACUGCUUUAGAGGGACAUGAUGGCAGACUAUGGGUCGGUAUGCCUGAGAGUCUAUCGCUCUAUUCUUCCAAAGUCGUCGACGAGAGUAACUCGGAAGCCUGUAUCUGGAUGGCAUCUUCUGGCCGACUAGUUCAGAGGAUCCCACAUCCACGGCCUCUUGUUCAUAUAACUUGGAGGUCUCAACCUUCAAAGGAUGAAUAUAUACUUUACACCACUACAUCGGACUCGGCUUUGCGUAUUUUUCUUCCAGUUCUGGACACUCCACGGCACUUGCAGCUGCAUGCCACUGUAGACCCAUACUGCUUUCUACCUUCCUCUCUCAGCUCUAACCGGGGCUCGCCCGUGUUUCCAUUCGACAGAGACAUCCUACGCGCUGUUUUGGGAGGAGUCCUCCGUAAUCAGCCGGGGCAAAGAACAAGCUUUGACGAGAGUCAGCGCCGCAGACUAACCGAGAUAUAUGAAGAGUCCUGGGAUCUAUUUGCCAGGAUACUCGACGAUGGAUCCAUCGUAAUUCACGCUGUCGCUAAUCUCGACAGACGACCUCCAACAUUAUUGAAGCAAUUCACCUUGCUACAUUCUCUCUUUGACCCUCCUCUAGAAUCACUCCCAACUUCUCUUCUAGUCAUUCCGUCCGCUUCACACUUGAUCCUCAUUACGGAUCCUCCAGUCUCCUCUCAUAAUCUUCUGCCUCUUCCAUUCUUUGACGCAAAAAAAGAUGGCCUCAGAACAAUCUCCACUGCACCAGAAUCUGGAAAGUUUGGUCAUCUCCCGAUUACUCGAAUAUCACGCUCCCCGGAAGGCCACGCCGUAGCGGUAAUGCGUCGAGGUGCCGCUGAAGUAUGGAAGGUUAAGCGUUCAGGAGGGUUGAGGUUGCUUCAAGAAUUUGUAACCUUGACAGAAGCUCGAGUCCUAGCUUUCCACUCAGGCCGCAGUGUAGCGGUGUAUGAACCGACCGAGCACAAUCUCAGAGUGACGAUGGGGCCUAACGAUGUUCAUCAUCUAACGCUACCACGCCUACUGGAUCUAUUUCUCGUUCCGCCAAAUCAUGACACGAUCACCUGUCUCAUUGGCAUCGCCGAGUCUUUGGAUAUUAUACAAAUACAUGCUCAUCAUCCACCAAACUCUUCCCUCACGAUUCAUUCCUCUGGGCCACUCCCGAGCAAGAGCAAGUUGGCAUGGAUCCGCCCUGUGGACCCUAUGGUUUGGUCGUCACCAGGAAUCGAUGUUUUAUUGAGUAUAUCCCAAGAAGGAGAUUUAGAGUUCUGGGCUGCCGAGUCCUCUACAUCCUGGCGCAAAACGGGGCAUGUCGUGACAGGGAGGAGUAACAUUGAGCGUGUACGGUGCAGCUCGAGCAAGAAGACGGUACUAGUCGUCAAAAGAUCGGAUGGGCACGAAGUUUCAAUCUGGGACUCGAAAGAAUCCCAGUUCUCGAGUGGGCUGGAGCAAUGCGAGGUGUUUAGCUCACCCGUUAUUGACUUGGAUUGGACCGCUACCCCAGACGGACAAGCCAUUCUCGCCAUUGGUUUUGAACACCAUAUUUUGCUCCUCUUCCAGCAGCGGAUGACUUACUUUGAACAAGAAUCGAGAUGGGGAGUAUUCGGAAGGAUUGAGAUCGGAAAUAUAACCCGUCACCCUGUUGCAGACUCUAUAUGGAUAUCACAAGGCCAAAUACUAACUGGCGCAGGUCAUCAAAUGAUACAAGCCAGGCCGGGAUUCACUCUCAGAGGCAAAUUGGAGCCCAAGGAUUUAUUCGAGACAGUUGCGCGGCGUAAUGGGCCAUUACCUCAUUACCACCCGCAGAUGCUCUUACAAUGCUUGUUAUGGGAGAAGAUUUCACUCGUCAAGCAGAUUGUUUCCAAUCUGGCAAAGGAGAUGAAGUAUCUUCACCCCGAAGAACGUGCUACGUACGAAUUACCGGAUCUCCCAAUCGAGUCGUUCUUGGAGAGAGACUCUCUCGGCGUAUCUCAGCAGCCGGUACAGCAAAGCAAGAAGCCUAGAAGUUUGUUUGAUGAUGAACAGGCCCAGCAAGCGGAAGACAUUGCGGGCUUCUCGACUACAGAUGUCUCGAGGCUAAUUACUGACCUGGAGGAAACUCCAUUGCAAAGCCUCAGUGAUAUCGAAAACGAGCAGCUUCUUGUUCUAUUACAAACAACACUGGAUAUUGACGAGCAACGUCGGGCACUUGACGCAGAUGGACUCCGCUAUCUGAUCUCUAUGAACGUGUUUUACAUUCUCAACAAACGAAUAGCGGUUCCGCGACAUGCACCUGUGCGAAAGAACACUUCUGAUCAACAGCGCGGGUUGCGCGAGCGGAUCCGAUAUCGUGAUAUCGUCUGGGCUUUCCACAGUGGUAGCCAAGAUGUCUUGCUUGCUGCAUCUACUGCAGCUUGUGGCGGGAAAAUGGUCUGGACGGAUGCGCGGGCGCUGGGCAUAUUCCUAUGGCUCAAUUCAAUCGACACCGUGAAAAGUCAAUUCGAGGUCAUUGCCAGAAAUCAAUACAUGUCUGGCGAGGACCGUGAUCCCAGUGCUUGUUGCCUCUUCUACUUUGCACUGGGAAAAAUUCGCCUAGUUCAAGGCUUGUGGAAGCAAGCUGCGUGGCAUCCUGAGCAAGGGAUCAUGCUCAAGUUCCUCUCCAAUGACUUUGAAAUUCCGAAGUGGAGGACCGCUGCACUCAAGAAUGCUUUUGCACUAUUAGGCAAGCGAAGGUUCGAGAUGGCUGCAGCAUUUUUCCUUCUGGGAGGUAGUUUGCAGGACGCAGUUAAUGUCUGCAUCAAACAAAUGAACGAUUUCCAACUUGGUGUCGCCCUCGCACGUGUGGUCGAGGGUGAUUCUGGCCCGAUUUUAACGAGCAUACUCAAGUCGACCGUGCUUCCGAUUGCGUUUAAGGACGGUAAUCGAUGGUUGGGAAGUUGGGCUUUCUGGAAACUCAAUAGGAGGGAUCUCAGUGUCCGGAUCCUGGUGACUCCGCUCAAGGAUUUUGCUGGGAUGCUCGUCAAUGAAGGGUUCAUCAUUCCCGAAACUGGAGAAUCGAAUUAUGAUGAUCCGAGUCUAGCGCUGCUCUACUCACGGCUAAAAUCUGCUUCAUUGCAGACCAUCAAGGGGUCAACAAUGAUACCCGGACAGCAAGAGUUUGACUUUGUGUUGCAGAUUGCGCGCGUGUUUUGUCGAAUGGGAUGCCAUCCCCUGGCUCUCUAUCUCGUAACGGACUGGUCCUUUGAUCCACCGGAGCCCAUUGAUAGCUGGGCGUUCCCGAAGCAGAGGAAGAACGACUCCAGAAAACGGUCUGGUUCACCCGGCUCGCCUACACUCAGACGGUCAAUGUCACGCAGACGUUCUGUCAUUGACCUUGAUCUAAACGUAGAGUCGCAGGUCUACGACGCAACAACGCCAAAGACUGGGUCGUUUAUCCAUCUUCCCUCGCUUCCAGAAACUACAGAGCUGAGACUGCCUAGUCCCGUUUCAGAGGAAGCUCCGACUCGUGGACGGACUGGGUUUGGAAGUCUGAUGCAAGCGGCGAAACGCGAGCAACAAGUUCCAGAAUUUGAUAUGGGAAUGUUUGGCAUGUAA